Morus notabilis is the source of this 755-nucleotide messenger RNA. RefSeq names its product zinc finger protein ZAT11. The record is from RefSeq and is a predicted model, not a curated record. The transcript has a single exon. The coding region runs from base 160 to 711 and encodes 183 amino acids. NCBI's taxonomy places the organism in Eukaryota, Viridiplantae, Streptophyta, Magnoliopsida, Rosales, Moraceae.
CCCACAAGUCGUAAGCCUCACAAAAACAAAAACAACAAAAAAUCAUUCCUUGUACGUUCCAUUUACUUGUUUAAAAUUCUAGUGAAAAUCAUUCCUUGUACGUUCCAUUUACUUGUUUAAAAUUCUAGUUUUUGUUCAACUUUGCAAACCAAGUCCGUCAUGAAGAGGAUGAGAGAAGAAGAGGAAAAGAAUUAUGAGCUUGACACGGCAAAAUACCUAAUGCUCCUCGGUUCGGGUUUGGCUGUGCAGCCUAUCAGACAGUACCGACCACCAUCAACCGAUGUUUUCGAGUGUAAAACUUGUAACCGCCGCUUCUCGUCAUUCCAAGCGCUCGGAGGCCACCGGGCCAGCCACAACAAGCGGAGGAUGACGGUUGAUGAUCAUCACGAAUCGGCGAAAACGAGCCCCGCCAAGAGCUCGUUACCAAAGAAGCACGAGUGUAGCAUAUGCGGGGUGGUGUUCUCAAUGGGGCAAGCCUUGGGCGGCCACAUGCGCCGCCACAAAGCCAUCAUGGAGAUGCAAGGGUCGUUUGCCGAUAUCAUGCCACAUCAUCAUCAUGAUGUUGUCGUUUCGAAGACUCCGGUUGUGCUGAAGAGAUCUAAUAGUAGUGUCAAGGUUUCAUGGACGUUGGACUUGAACCUAACGCCUUUGGAGAAUGACUUGAAGAUCUUGUUUGGGAAGAUGGCUCCAAAAGUUGAUCUUUUUAUUUAGUUCUUCAUAAUUAAUUUUGUGUUUCUUUUUUUCUUAACAUUGAA